This is a messenger RNA of Peromyscus californicus insignis, 3454 nucleotides long. RefSeq names its product E74 like ETS transcription factor 5 (gene Elf5). The transcript has 6 exons. Gene Ontology annotation, cellular component: nucleus. The coding region runs from base 223 to 984 and encodes 253 amino acids. Lineage: Eukaryota; Metazoa; Chordata; Mammalia; Rodentia; Cricetidae. The record is from RefSeq and is a predicted model, not a curated record. Gene Ontology annotation, molecular function: sequence-specific DNA binding; DNA-binding transcription factor activity, RNA polymerase II-specific. Gene Ontology annotation, biological process: regulation of transcription by RNA polymerase II; cell differentiation.
CUGUCUCAACUCCUUUGGCUCAGUUUUCUCAUAGGUGCAAUGGGAAUAGACAGGAUGUGGUGAGGACCAAAAAACACUGUCUGUGGAAAACACUUCAUGGGAGUGCCCAGCCACUGCCCUUGUCAAAAGCUAAGGGCCAUUCUAUUGGGAGUUUCCACACUAUGUGGCUUGCGGAAGCCCAUGUUCCACGCAUCCUCACAGCCUCUCUGAUAUUCCAGGGUGAUGUUGGACUCCGUAACCCAUAGCACCUUUCUGCCCAACACAUCCUUCUGUGACCCCCUGAUGUCUUGGACUGAUUUGUUCAGCAAUGAAGAAUAUUACCCUGCCUUUGAACAUCAGACAGCCUGUGACUCCUACUGGACAUCAGUGCACCCUGAAUACUGGACCAAGCGCCAUGUAUGGGAAUGGCUCCAGUUCUGCUGCGAUCAGUACAAACUUGACGCCAACUGCAUCUCCUUCUGUCACUUCAAUGUCAGCGGCCUGCAGCUGUGCAGCAUGACGCAGGAGGAGUUCAUUGAGGCAGCCGGCAUCUGUGGGGAGUACCUGUACUUCAUCCUCCAGAACAUUCGAUCCCAAGGUUAUUCCUUUUUCAACGAUGCUGAAGAGACCAAGACCGCCAUCAAAGACUAUGCUGAUUCCAGUUGCUUGAAGACAAGUGGCAUGAAGAGUCAAGACUGUCACAGUCGAACAAGCCUCCAAAGCUCUCACCUGUGGGAAUUUGUCAGAGAUUUGCUUCUGUCUCCUGAAGAAAACUGUGGCAUCCUGGAAUGGGAAGACAGGGAGCAGGGCAUUUUCCGAGUGGUUAAGUCAGAAGCCCUGGCCAAGAUGUGGGGACAAAGGAAGAAGAAUGACAGGAUGACAUAUGAGAAGCUGAGCAGAGCCCUGAGAUACUACUAUAAAACAGGGAUUUUGGAGCGGGUUGACCGGAGGUUAGUGUACAAAUUUGGAAAGAAUGCGCACGGGUGGCAAGAAGACAAACUAUGAUCUACGCCGACACCAAGCUCCUUUGAUGGAUUUCUGUUGUUUGAAACAAUCAGAUCAAAAUAGACAUAUGAAAGUCUUCUCCUCCCUCCUCCUCCUCCUCCUCCUCCCCCUCCUCCUCUUCAAAACCUGCAAACACGAUGAUAAAAUUUCUUCACAUCUCAGCUUACAUUUGGAUUCAGUUUUUGUCUAUUGGGGUGAUGGCAGAGACCCUCAAGCAGUCGUCUUCAUCUCAAGGGGGAGGCAGGGAUGGUCUUGGGUGGCAACUUGGUGAGACAUUAUUUCCCCAAUGAAGUGUUUAGAGCCAAGGUAGUCAGUGUUGUGGGUGCUGCUUUAAAAAAGGGCCGCAUUGCACCAUUAAGGACACAUGAUCCUCCCAUUCCAGAGGUUCUGAGUGGCCAACUGAGGCAGCUCACCUGUGAUUAAUUUUUAGGAGAGCUUGAGACGUAAGAUGUGCUUAUUUUGGAUUUGAAAUUAUUAGUCAUAUUCCAUAGAAGAAUUUCUUAAUAAAACAGCUAAGCCACUAAGCUGGGACCUAAUUGGAUGUAGCCUAAGUUAAUAAUGAGUUUCUUAACCAGAUCAUCGUUUUGACCACUUAGCCACAGUCAUGUGACCCGCAGCCAAUCCGUCUGAACUUACAUACUUGUAACUAGUCACAUUGGGAGUUGUGACUGAGAUCACUUCCCCCUUUCUCCUCACUGGUGCCUAGCGUCCUUUCUACAGAGACCCAGUCAACAGACAUGUGCAUUGAUUUCUAAAUCACUGCUGUUUCUGUGAUUCAAACUGUCAACAUGAUGGAAUCAGAAUUCAUUGAUUCCCCCUGGGGCUAAGACGUUAAACCCUUACAGAGCAGAAAAUGUCCUAACAGCCCAUGACAGGCGAACACAUCGUCAGUCUCUUUUCUUUUCUUGCCUGAUGAGUAUGCAAACUCUACAACAGAUUCUCUUGACAAAAAUAAGAACAGUGAACUUACAUCGACAAACGUGCAUGGUUAAAGUCUGCACUGACAUCCCCUCAUCUGCCAUUGGCAUGCAAGGUGUUAAUGACCUGCAACAAGGUUGACUGCCCCUGAACCUGAGCUCCUCCAGAGCCGGGCUGGCGAGUGAUGAGGCACUGAAUAGCAAUGCAGGCUGAAGACCUCUAUGUUUAGAGUUUAACCUCAAAAGCAACUUGUUUAAAAAAAAAAUGUGAAUUACUGUAAAAUAAUCUAUUUUUGGAUUCAUGUGUUUUCCAGGUGGAUAUAGUUUAUAAACAAUGUGAAUAAAAUAUUUAACAUGUUCAAAUGUCUGUGUAUUAUUCAAUAAGGCAACCUGAGAACCUUCGAAGGCCCAUUUUCUAGAAGCUGGGAAUGGAGACGUUUUUUAAAGGGCCUUCUAAAAUCUAAGAAAUAUUUGGAGAAUUCCUGCUCACUACCUUCAGAUACCAUAAAAGUUUCUACUACCGAAUGGAGAUCAUAGAACAGUAUGACCAACAAAGACAUUUUUUUUCUCAGCUUUAUGUUAUUUAAUGUGUACGAGUGUCUUGCCUACAUGUAUGUAUGUGUACCCAGUGCCCAUAGAGGUCAGAAGGCACUGGAUCUCUGAAACAAGAGUUAUGGAUGGUUAUGUGUAGCAUGAAUUGUUAGAAAGUCUUAUUAAUAAAAUCAAACCUGGAGCCAGGUAUUAGGGUGAAUGCUGGAAUAUCAGAGAAGCAGAACAAGCCACAGCCGCCUCACCUUGCCAAUUCCUCAGCUGAUCCUGUUUCCUCAGACUGGAAGCCUCUGGGUCCUCAUCAAAAUAGAUCUCAGGUGAACUGUUGCUCAACAGCCUAAAAGCUUAACCAGGCUCUAGUUCCUGGUCCUCACAACUUAUAUUCCUUUCUGCUUUCUGCCAUCCCUUCCUGGGAUUAAAGGCUCACUUCCUGGGAUUAAAGGUGUGAGUCACCAUGCCUGGCUGUUUCCAGUGUGGCUUUAAACUCACAGAGAUCUGGAUGGAUCUCUGCCUCCCAAGUGAUAGGAUUAAAGGUGUGCCACCAUUUUCUGGCCUCUAUAUUUAGUGGCUGUUCUGUUCUCUGACCCCAGAUGAGUUUAUUAGGGUGCACAAUAUUUUGGGGAACACAAUAUCUCCACAGUUAUGGAUGGAUCUUAAUUGCUGAGCCAUCUCUCCAGCCCCCAACAAAUACAUUUGUGUUUGAAGUUCAUGGUGCUUGUUUUGUACUUUGCUUCUUUUGAGGUUGUGUUUUAUUUCUUGCUGGGAACUGUCUUAAAAACAAUAGACUUAAAAAUAAUAACCAAAAAAGACUUUAAAAAAAAAUCUGAACUCUAGUUUCUCAGUCCUUUUUGGCACUAAUUUCCUGAAACUGAACUGAAGCUGAGAAGCACCUUGGGACAAACACUUGGUCACCUCCUCUUGCUUCUUGAGCACAAGGUGGUCAGCUACUAUUGGUGUUUUUCUCGGUUUUGGCUUUUGGUUUUUCCAACAUUUUAAAUUUGGGG